AUGCCAGUUGAGCAUCUACCCCCAUAUCCAUUUGUUGGAUCUUUUGCUACUACUGUUACAUCGACUGUCAGCUCUUACUAUGACCCGUAUGCUGCCGGGCCAUCGCACACUGCUCCUACCAAGCCUGUGAUGGGGUAUUCUUCACAGACUUCAUUUCCUAUGGUUGGAGAUCCAUAUCAUACCACUACAUCCAUGCAUAGUACCAUUACUUAUCCAUCUCCGUACUUUUCAGAUUUUCACACUCAGCCACCACCGGGCAUGGGCCCGUUAGAUCCGUAUCAUCCGAGUCAUUUACCUCCUUCUACUACCGAGUACAGAGUCACAUUAGUCGAGGUACAGCUCGGUAUCGUAUUCAGUCGAAUCCAUGAGCUUAGUGCUCACCUAUCUGUUUCUCGAGCACCUACGAGUACUGCUCCAUCAUCAUCCACAUUACCACCUUUACCUACAUCGUCCCCUCCACCACCACCACCUCUACCGAUAUCACUACCAGCACCAUCUCCACCAGCACCAUCAUUUUCAUCACACCAUGCCACACCUCCAUCUCUUGAGAGGCGCGUCAGCGCCAUUCAGGAGGAGAUGGCAUUCUUUCGAGGGGUCAUCGGCGUAUCUUCACCCUCACCCCCACCUCCAGUCUAG
Messenger RNA from Helianthus annuus (common sunflower), 636 nucleotides. RefSeq names its product formin-like protein 20. The transcript has a single exon. Bases 1 to 636 code for a protein of 211 amino acids. The record is from RefSeq and is a predicted model, not a curated record. Lineage: Eukaryota; Viridiplantae; Streptophyta; Magnoliopsida; Asterales; Asteraceae.